Messenger RNA from Jaculus jaculus (lesser Egyptian jerboa), 2060 nucleotides. It is a transcript of the gene Ntn3, whose product is annotated as netrin 3. Gene Ontology annotation, molecular function: protein binding. The transcript is spliced from 6 exons. Bases 296 to 2044 code for a protein of 582 amino acids. Lineage: Eukaryota; Metazoa; Chordata; Mammalia; Rodentia; Dipodidae. The record is from RefSeq and is a predicted model, not a curated record.
UUCGAGCGGCGGGCGGCGGGUGGGGCCUCCGCGGGCGGAGGCACCGGGAGCGGGGACGACGCCUGUCAUCGCUCCAGGCCCAGCGGGAGAACACACCAACAUCCCCGCUGCUGUGCUGUGCUGGGCCCGGGGCGUGCCCGCGGCUGCUCCCACCUCAGGGACGAGGCUGGGGCCCCCCGGGGUGGGAGGGGGGCUCGGCGGGCAGAGCCUGGGACUGGGCUCGCUCUCUCUCCCCCCGAGGGCAGAAUCGUGGGGCUCCUGACCCACGGCUGGCUGACCCACGGAGGCCACGGCCAUGCCCGGCUGGCCCUGGGGGCUGCUGCUGACCGCAGGCACGCUCUCUGCAGCGCUGAGCCCAGGCCCGCUGGCACCCGCCGACCCCUGCCAUGAUGAGGGGGGCGCACCCCGCGGCUGCGUCCCGGGCCUGGUGAACGCAGCCCUGGGACGUGAGGUGCUGGCGUCCAGCACGUGCGGGCGGCCGGCCAAUCGAGCCUGCGACGCCUCGGAUCCGCGGCGGGCACACCCUGCCACCCUCCUGACCUCAGCAGGGGGCACUGCAAGCCCUCUCUGCUGGCGCUCCGACUUGCUGCAACGCGCACCCCUCAACGUGACCCUCACAGUGCCCCUGGGCAAGGCUUUUGAGCUGGUCUUCGUGAGCCUGCGCUUCUGCUCUACUCCUCCAGCCUCCGCGGCCUUGCUCAAGUCCCAGGACCACGGUCGCAGCUGGACCCCACUGGGCUUCUUUUCCUCCCAUUGCGGCUUAGAUUAUGGCCGUCUGCCUGCGCCAGCUGAUGGCCCUGCAGGUCCAGGGCCAGAGGCCCUCUGCUUCCCGGCCCCCCAGACCCAUCCUGAUGGCGGAGGUCUUCUGGCUUUCAGUGUGCAGGAUGGCAGCCCACCAGGCCUGGAUCUGGACAACAGCCCAGUACUCCAAGACUGGGUGACUGCCACGGAUAUCCGCAUAUUACUCACAAGGCCUGCCAUGCUGGAGGAUGCCAGGGACGACGGGGAGGUCACGGUCCCUUACUCCUACUCAGCAACAGAGCUCCAGGUGGGAGGUCGCUGCAAGUGUAAUGGGCACGCAUCACGGUGCCUGUUGGACACCCAGGGCCACCUGACCUGCGACUGCCGGCAUGGUACUGAGGGCCCCGACUGCAGCCGCUGCAAGCCCUUCUACUGUGACAGGCCAUGGCAGCGGGCCACGGCGCAGGAAGCCCACGCUUGCCUUGCUUGUUCCUGUAAUGGCCACGCCCGCCGCUGCCGGUUCAAUAUGGAGCUGUACCGACUGUCUGGCCGUCGCAGUGGGGGCGUCUGCCUCAACUGCAGGCACAAUACUGCCGGUCGCCAUUGUCACUACUGCCGGGAGGGCUUCUAUCGCGACCCAGGCCGUGCCCUGAGUGACCGGCGUGCGUGCAGAGCUUGUGACUGUCACCCCGUUGGUGCCGCCGGCAAAACCUGCAACCAGACCACAGGCCAGUGUCCCUGUAAGGAUGGUGUUACCGGUCUCACGUGUAACCGUUGUGCUCCGGGUUUCCAGCAGAGCCGUUCUCCCGUGGCGCCCUGUGUUAAGACCCCUGUCCCUGGACCCACUGAGGAGAGCAGACCUGUGGAGCCACAAGACUGCGAGUCACACUGCAGACCUGCUCGUGGCAACUACCGUAUCAGCCUGAAGAAGUUCUGCCGGAAGGAUUAUGCGGUGCAGGUGGCGGUGGGUGCGCGCGGCGAGGCGCGGGGUGCGUGGACGCGCUUCCCAGUGGCCGUGCUCGCGGUAUUCCGCAGCGGCGAGGAGCGCGCCCGGCGUGGGAGCAGUGCGCUGUGGGUACCGGCUCGUGACGCGGCCUGCGGCUGCCCGCGCCUCCUACCCGGCCGGCGCUACUUGCUGCUGGGAGGCGGCGGGUCAGGGGCCGCGGCCGGGAGCGCGGGAGGCCGGGGACCUGGACUCAGUGCCACCCGUGGAAGUCUCGUGCUGCCCUGGAGAGAUGCGUGGACGCGGCGCCUGCGGAGGCUGCAGCGGCGCGAGCGGCGGGGGCGUUGCGGGACGGCCUGACCCGGAGGGCUGGGCA